Molecule: messenger RNA, 793 nt
Organism: Colletotrichum scovillei
Lineage: Eukaryota; Fungi; Ascomycota; Sordariomycetes; Glomerellales; Glomerellaceae
Product: putative ubiquitin-conjugating enzyme
Exons: 4
Coding region: 110-529 (139 amino acids)
Biological process (GO): DNA damage tolerance; protein K63-linked ubiquitination
Cellular component (GO): nucleus
Source: RefSeq, a predicted model, not a curated record
CCCACUUCGCAACCCCUCCAACUUUGAACAUCUACAUUGCGGUAUCUACCAGUCGCCCUUUCACAACCACACCGAACCCAAGCCUCGCGAUACCCACACACGACUCAACAUGGGCGCAAAGGUUCCACGCAACUUCCGCCUCCUUGAGGAGCUUGAGAAGGGCGAGAAAGGUCUUGGAGCAGAGGCCUGCUCCUAUGGUCUGAACGAUGCCGAGGACCUCUUGAUGUCCGAUUGGAAUGGAACCAUUCUCGGACCCCCUCACAGCGUCCACGAGAACAGAAUCUACUCCCUCAAGAUGCACUGUGGUCCCAACUACCCUGACGAGCCUCCCACGAUACAAUUUGUGAGCCAGGUCAACCUGCCCUGCGUCAACUCCCGCAAUGGCGUCGUCGACCCCAGACAGCUUCCUUGCCUGGCCAACUGGAAGAGAGACAACACCAUGGAGACCAUUCUCAUUGAGCUUAGAAGGUACAUGGCGGCUCCUGCAAACAAGAAGAUCCCCCAGCCUCCCGAAGGUUCUACAUACUAGUAGUGGCCUAUGUGCAUGAUUCUCCACGAUUCGCGAAAGAGGGUUUGGCUGGGUAGGUCGGGCUGAUUAUCGGUACACAUGGCAUGGGUAGUAUGGCUCAAUGAUUAUGACUUUCUUCACACCCAAAUUUCUCUCCGCUCAUUAUGCUGUGCUGUGAAGGAAGGCAUUGUGUCUUUGUGCUUUGAGGCUCUGAACAGAGUGAAACGGAAGAGGAUACCGUCAACAGCAAUGCACCUCUGCGGAUGCGAAACUCAGAUACUGGGC